Messenger RNA from Nicrophorus vespilloides, 4498 nucleotides. RefSeq lists its product as uncharacterized. The transcript has 13 exons. Lineage: Eukaryota; Metazoa; Arthropoda; Insecta; Coleoptera; Silphidae. Bases 384 to 4340 code for a protein of 1318 amino acids. The record is from RefSeq and is a predicted model, not a curated record. Gene Ontology annotation, cellular component: nucleus.
GGCCGCCGCAAGUUUGUGCAAAUGAACGUAACGUCCAAAAUAAUAACAAAAAAUAAUGACGAAUUCAUCAAUCGAGACUGUAUUGUUGCAGCAGACGGAUUUAAAAAAUGCGACACACUAUCAUAGAUCCACAUGCGCGUGAUUUAAGAUGCGGUGUAUGCAUACAUGUUUACAUUGUUAUAGGUAGAGAGAACACUAGGACCAGAAUUCGCGACAGGAUUCAGAAAGUUAGUGGUGGUCCCCCCCAUUUCUUAAAUCUAGUGCAAAAAACACCUCCCCAGCAAAUGAUUAUGUGACAGACGAACGGUGAUUAGUGAGAUAUCCUUUUGUUUCCUCCUUCAGAAAUGGGAUGGCUUUAUUCAAUAAUAUUAUAAUAACACAAAAUGGAUCCUGUGGGACCAUGGUCAGCAUAUGCAUCUUAUAAUCGUUUGACGGCGGGUGUGUCGGCGACUACGACAGCUGGUGAACUGCACCAUUUACCGUCCAGUACCACUGGAGGUACACCACCAGUGCCAGCAACGACGACCACAACAACAACAACAACGCAAUUACUUCCAGGAGGUUUCCUUUCAUCACCUCAAGGUGCCUAUGAUGUGUUCACGCCUUUCUUCCAUCAUGCGGGCACGAAACCACCGGCACACUAUGUAACGCAACGACAGUCAUUAAGUAAGCAGCCAGAGGGUGAGUUUCACCAAACUCCUGCAUUUUUUGAGCAGAAUCAUCCUGCAUGGCAACAGAAUAGCCCCUUCGGUAUUCUUCCGCACGAAUCAGUAGUGCCCACGACGACUGCCAAAGGCUACGAGAACUUCAAUGCUCACUUUGCUGCGCAAAGUAUAAACCACUUGAAUUCGCUAGCUGCUAAGAAUGCAACUGCAAGAGUCCAGAGCCCGCAGGUGGUAGCAACGACGACUAAAUCUCAAGGAAACGCGACGUUCUUUCAAGUGCCAGUGACAUUUACAAUUAGUGUAGACAGUUCUGUGAGUAAGCAGAUUUACGCAACAACAAAUGCCCAGAAUAUUCAACAAUCGUGUAUCGUCACAUCAAGUAAUGCAUCGAUACCUGGAAACAGUAGAGGAGUACCAGUCACCGGAGCGUCUUCACGGGCUGGUAGCUUCCUUCCAUCAAAUGCUGCCUGUAUUGCUGUUACGAAACCGUCAUCAGCACCACAGGUCCAGACGAAAGCGCAGAUUAAAGUGUACCCGGAGAUAGCUAUUCAAAAUGAACGAAAUAACGAUGAACAACAGCAGAGUAGUCCUAUAAGUUUCUCAAUGGAUGCGCCAAGACUGAGCUAUGCCAAUUCUACAAGUAACAAUACUAACAAACGGCCGUUUCAGACCAACUAUAGGCACUACCAACAGGGUUCAAAUAACGAAAGCUCUGACUUUCAACGAGUUGCCAGUGUUACGACAAAUGGAAAUUCCGACUGUAAUAUCGCUGUGUCAAGACGAUCAAGUCCGUUGCUAGCUCAUUCACAAGCAUCACCCAUUGGCCAUGCACCUAGCCCUGUGUAUCCACAAUACAAUAGUCCGAUGAGUACUAGUAUAUCUUCUCCUCAAAGUAACAAUCACAUGACGCCACCAAGUCCGUUGGAUGCAUCAGUACCUAGACCGAGCCCACAAAGUAAUAUUGCGUAUUCGAGCGUAAUAACUAGAGCGUUAAAUACUGAUAAGCAAUUUCCUGAACGCUUUGAGCGACAAAAUCAAGUAUGUUGGGAAGACAGGAGAAAAUUUAAUGCAUACAAUGCUACUAACACUACUGUUGAUGUUGUCACAUCCAGUAGGACAGAAUCUGUUCCGAGACAAGCUGGAAAUGUGACUAUAUCGGAACAUCAAGCAUAUUUUGAUGGUCAAGUUCCUUUACAAGAUUUAUCCAGCUGCCGCGGUGAUCCUAUGAGUAUAGUCAAAAACUUGCAGCAACAGCAAAGUUGUCAUUUGCAACAAGUGGAAAUAAAACAGGAAGUUAAAAAGAGAAAAAGCGAUGAAAAGGACUCACGUAUGCCACCGCCUGCGCAUAGUACCGGUGCCAACCAACCACCACCGCCUGUUCCACAAAACGGAACAUUUUAUUAUUCCGAUCGUUGGAAUUUACAGUCUGCCUCUAAAAUAUUUACGUCACAAAAUCUACCUCAACAUCAGGGUUUAAUUAUUCAUCCUCAUGGACACCAUCCACCACCGCCUAUACCGUAUUUCACACCUUACCAUCUACCGACAUCUCAUCCGACGGAAUAUCCUUCUUCCGUUGAAUUAACACCGUUAUCAAAUUACAGUGAGAGUCCCACGCAGACUGCACACUACCAGCAGCAAAUAGAUGCACAGCCUAAAGUUGUUGUGCCCAAUAUUGAAGAGGAAUUGAAGUUUUUAAAUGGAUCUAAUCCACUAACAAUAUCUCGACCUCCGCAGCUUCACCAAAGCAAAACAAUUAAUCCUCCAAAUAUUGCUAAGCCAGCGGAUGUUAAAUCCACCGGACCUGGUGCUGGGUUUAUGAGUAGUUAUAUCAAAUUUCUACAAGGAGAGCGUGACUCUUCUCCUCCACCUUCGGCAAGAGCUCCUAGAACGUACUCCAGGACGAAGAUUGUUAAAGAAAAUAAAGAUUCCAUUAAUGGUGUGAAACCUAUCCUUCCUCCAAUCACGCAACCACCGCCCCCACCACCGGUGAUUACAAGGCUGAGUCAAGGAGAUCCACAAGACGAUCCUCGGUACUUUCCAUUGCCGAAAGAGAGAAAGCAAAAUAGUUUCGAUACUUCCGAUGACGGAAUAAGUUCAGAUGAUGAUAUAUUCAGAAAGAUGCCGCCCUUGACUAAAGAUGGUGUAGUGAAAACUGGCAAAAAGGGAAGACCCUGCAAGGCCGGUGGUCCAAAAGAUAAAAAGAAAAUUAAAACUAAAAUUAAAAGCAAAAUGAAAGUUGAUAAUGUUACGGAUAUAACUGAUGUUCCUAGACGAGAGACAUGCAAACGAGCUGCAAAGGAUAGAGUCCACUUGCAGAAUAUUAUUACGAAAGGUGAAACUAUCGACGAACCUGAAGAUUUUGCAGAUUCUGAUUCGGAUCCUGCUUGGACUCCGGCAGCUAAAGAAGACGUAGAAGAAGAAGUACCAUCAAAGAAAGGAAAAAGAAAAUUUGGUGGUAAAAAAAAAGCCACCAGGAAUUUAAUAACAGCAGCUGCUGAAGGUGCUGGCAUUCAAGUGGACAACAUUGAAGAUUACUUAAGUGAUUCUUCAAUGACUCAAACUAAAAAACAGAAAGCUGCAUACCAAGUGCAUAAAACAGUUAACAAUCCGGCACGGACGCUGGAAGAUAACAUUGAAGCAAAUUUGGUGCAGCAGCAUAAUAAUAUAGUAAGAUCGGCACCAGUUCUUAAUAAUAACGGAAACACGACGUAUCCGUUUAAGCCUGGGGAGUUUGUUGCCGUUGAAUCUGAAUUGACUCAAAAUUGGCCGAUUAUUUGGAGGUUCGAUGGCAAAUCUCGAUUACAAAAAUAUCAGCCGUUUAUUCAGAAUGGCAAUACAUUAUAUAAAAAUAUUUCAACGUAUACCUCAUGGACACCUGAUAGUAAAAACCAAUAUAUUUCAAUACCCGUUCGAUUUCAUUCACAAAACAAUUUGGAAAUAAUUGUUGAAUUUAUGAAGCACGAAGUGAUGGUUCCUAAUCCGGAGUUCAUUUCUAAGUGUAUAAAAGAAUGUGAAAUUUAUCAAGACAAUUUUGAAGUGUAUAUUCAAACCCUUAUAUCACAAUCUUUAGACAGCAAUUUCCUUACAGAAAUAUUCCAAGAACAAGAUGAGUAUUUCUUAUCGAAUGUGAAGGUAAUUGAUGAUAUAACUAUUAACAAGAAAAAUAAACUGAUUGGUGCUUUGCGCUGGCCUUCGCAAUUGCAAGCGGCGUUAUCAACCUGGCCCUGUUUUAAUUUAACAAAGGAUUUUCUUACUAAGGAAAUAUUAAGCCAGAAUUGCGCUGCUUGCAAGCAACCUACAGUCUCGAUCAGGUUACUUCUAUAUGGUCAACCAUAUAAUUCAACUACUUUGGAAGGAUGCGCUCCUGAUCCCAAAGCAAUCAACGAUAAGGACUUCGUAAUGUGUCGACUUUGUGGAAAUAAUGUUGAACUUUUCAAUAAAAUUACACACCAGAAGUAUCUGAUGUAUAUAGAAUGCGCUAAACGAGUUACAGAUAAACGUACUAUGGAUCCAAGGAAAGAUACGACUUGUAUUUUAAACGAGUUAUUAGCAGAUGAAUCUUGGCUGAAUCAGUUAUUUUCAAUGGUGAGGACGUCUUGGGCGAACGUUGAGAGUGUUGAACGAAAUUUUCUCAUGAGACAUUUGAAAAGUGAUACAAACAGUGUUGUGAAAUAGAUAUUUAAAAGAAAAACAAACAUUUUUUAAAACCAACAAAAAUUGUAAAUAAGAUGUAUAAUUAUAUAUUAAAGAAUUUAUUAUAUUAUAUAGUAUAAAUCUAGAAUGUUUUCGAAAGCUCGUGUUAAAUCGAAAUGAAACGCAAGGAAAAUUAAAAG